Paramuricea clavata is the source of this 6102-nucleotide messenger RNA. The record is from the annotation of a GenBank genome assembly. NCBI's taxonomy places the organism in Eukaryota, Metazoa, Cnidaria, Anthozoa, Malacalcyonacea, Plexauridae.
AUGUUUAAAAUAAAUUUCCUUGCGAGUGUUUGCGCGAAUGGCUCAAGGAGAGUCCCGAAGCUUUUCAGAAGUUGCAGUGCAUUCUCUGCUGGCGAACAAAUUCAAAAGGAUGUGUAUGUAAGUGAUAAAUUGUUCAGGUUAGGGGAGAUUUUAGGAAGUAUUUUUUAGCAAAGAAGGAAGAUCGUGAGCUGCCAGGCCUGGUGCUAUAAAAUUACUAAUUAUUGAUUAUGAAUGGUAGUAUGAGAGGAAUGAUUAAAGUUGGGUCCAAUCCGUUUUGUUCAAUUGAUGUGUUUGUCUACAUCGUUUUAUAUAUAUAUAUAUAUAUAUAAUAAUGAAAUAAAAUACACAUUAAUAAUGAUAAUGAAUACAAAUGAACACUUUAACACUGCAUAACUCGCGCUCUGAGUGUUCAAACAUUGUACAAUUUCGGUAUAGACUGAUUUGAGUUUGAAGAUUUUAAUUCUAAUUUCAAAAUGAAGAUGAUAAAUCGAUAAUGCCGUCGGAUGUUGAUUGUAUGCAUGAUUGCAAGGUGGCCAUGUUAAUUGGUGAUGCAUUAGGAAGAGAUAUUUAAAAAAUCCCAUUAGUUCUAUUUAAAGGCAUGUUUAUAUUGUUGCCUGGAAAUGAGCCAAGGGCAUUAGACCCUUCCAGAAAGUAUCCAUACCUCUGAGAGAAAAUGCAAGUUUUAUCCCUGCCUGCCUACCCCUACACUUACCUUUACCACAAACAAAUUUUUAUCCCCUCCCUCUCUGGACAGCAGAAAUGUUCCUCCAUGGGGAGUGUGGAUCCACUAAUUCCCUUAUCAAACCAUUUUCUAUUUAUUUCGAAUGAGGGGUGCAUUCGAGGGGUAAAUACUCUGAAAAUUACUCUGAAAAUCUUCGUACACUUCAUCAAAAUUCAAAAAAAAUUUUUGGAAAAAUCCCAAAAUCUCACUAAAUCCCAGAAUCCCAAAAUCCCAAGAAAUCUCUAAAAAUUGCAUAAAAUACUUGGGAAAAACCAAAUAAAAUCCUCAAAAUUAUUGCAAUAUUGGGAAAUCCUAUCAAAUUUAAACAUUUAAAUUGUGAAUUGGUGUGAAAAUGCCCUUCGUUGAUUUAUUUCGUUUUAAAAGAAUUCAACGGAUUACUAUGUUGCAAAAAAUUUCGGAAAAAGUUUGGUGAAAAAAAAUAAGGGAAAAUAUUUCGAAAAAAUCAGCUGAAAAAAUCCCUUAAAUUUGUGGAAAAAAAUCCCAGAAUCCCGAGGAAAAUUGCCGGGAUUUUCUAAUCCCAAAAAUCUUUGUACGCUUUUUUCAGAGUAAUUUACCCCUCGGGUGCAUUGACACACACUGGUUCAUUUCAGGAUUACGAAGAUACCAAAGCUGGCUUAUCAUUGACGGACACAUUUGGUCGCAAGCACACAUAUUUGAGAAUAUCUCUCAAUGAAAUUUGUAACUUAAGAUGUGAGUAAUGUCCGUAAGUCGUUUACUGGGUAGGUUGGUAUGGUUGAUCACGCUGUCAUCUGUGGAAUUUUUAACACAUGCUUAUUACUAUUUUUACCCAAUAAUUAUAUACACAUAGAUUUUUAUCAGUAAAUUAUCACUAAAAAUAGAUGUUCAUUCUUUUCUUCCUUCCUUGCUGUUUCAUGUCACUUCGUAUAAUGAACCUUGGGGUGUUACAUACACCUUGGGGUAUUCCAUGUAUGCAACCGGGGGGAGUCAAAGUUUUCAUGUAUGCCUAUUGUAUAAAUGAUGUCAUUUCUAUAUUCUUUGUGUACAAGGGGGAGAGGGAAGGUUUAAUUUGUUUUUGCAUACCCGGUACAUACUAAAUGCACAUGCCCCCAUUAUAACUAUCUAGGCCAGUAUUGUAUGCCCGCAGAGGGAGUUCCACUAACACCAAGAGACCAACUUCUCACAACAGAUGAAGUCAUCCGUUUAAGUAAACUGUUUGUAAAUGAAGGAGUGCAGAAGAUUCGUCUUACUGGCGGUGAACCCAUGCUGCGGAAAGAUAUUGUCACUAUUUGUGGUGAGCUUUUUAUGCUUUAAAACACUCCGGGCAAAUGGACAUGCGAUUGUUAGUCAGUUGGAGGCAUAGCCACAAGGGAAUGGAGGUCUGUACCCCCCUCCCCUCACUGUUCUUCAGUACCGAUUUUGCAGUUUUUUCAAGAUUGAGGAGAAACUGGGUGGGUGUAACCUCAUUAUGUUUUUUAUCUAUAACGUAAAAUAUAUCAAAUAUGUGGCUUUCAGAUUUUCAUAAAAAAUGCAUGAAAUAGCAUUUUGCAGACCCAAAAAAUAGAAACAUUUUUGCACACAUAAGGGGCUGCAUGUGUCUGUCAGUCCGCUAAUCAGUGAGGUAGUCAGUUCAGUGAGUUGGAUGAAUGGUCAGUGAGCAUUUGGACCAGACAGGCAGAUGAUGUAGCAUACAUUUUAUUCUACAGAAAGACUUCAUGAGUUGCCAAACUUACAAGAUAUCGCUAUGACAACAAAUGGUGUGACAUUAUCAAGAGUUCUUCCAGACUUGCAAAAGGCUGGAUUAAACCUGCUCAAUAUCAGCCUUGACACGUUGAUACCUCAGAAAUUUGAGUUCAUCACCAGAAGAAAACACACAGGUAAAUGUAUUGAAUACUUCGUGUAGAAAUAAUAAUAAAAUCUUUAUAUGCUUGGCAAUGUAUUCAGGCUUGUAAGCAGCAUUUUUUCACAAGGGGGGGCACUAAUACCUAUGUGUUGAAAUAAAUGCCAAAAAUGUUAAUGCAUUUAAAGUCAUAUCAAUUAGAUGCCAUUUGGAUUAACAAUUUAUAAUAAUAUUAUAAAAUUAGUAAGUUAAAUUAUCCCCCCUCACUGCAUGCAGCCCUAACAGUAGAAAAGAGAGAUAUUUGAGUUUUGUUCUGCCAAGCAAUGGAGAUUUCCCCUGUAUCAACACUGAUUAUUUUCACAUUGUUUGAACCAGGGUGGUCCAAAGUGAUGAAGUCUAUAGACCUAGCUGUUAGCCUGGGCUUCAGUCCGCUGAAGGUAAUUUGCUUUAGCAUGUGAUCAAGAUCGAAGGUUUUUCUGACAUCACAAUUGUCCAAUUUGCAACUAUGGACCUAUUUUUUUCCAGAUAAAUUGUGUUGUGAUGAAAGGUUUAAAUGAUGAUGAGAUUUGUGAUUUUGUUGAAUUCACAAGAAAUGUGGUAUGUAAUUAUUACUUUAAUAAUCCUGUUUUAUUGCUUUGGCAUGCUAGUUGUGGACAUAGAGUAUGAUAAAAUUCAUUUUGUUUUUUAUGUUUCAGCCAGUGGAUGUCAGGUUCAUUGAAUACAUGCCUUUUGAUGGUAAGAUGCUAAAUUGUAAAGAUCAGAAGCAGACCAGAAACCAGAGUUGGUUAAAUUUAUAUUAAUUUAUAUUAAUUUCUUAGGCAAUAAAUGGAAUUUUCAAAAGUUUGUUUCGUAUCAAGAAAUGCUCAACACUAUCAGAGAGAAAUGGCCAGAUUUGGGAAGACUUUGUGACCAUGCCAAUGACACAUCCAAGGUUUGUUUUGAACUAAACUUUGUUUUAGGAAAUCCAUAUCUAAUGUAUUGUCCAUAUGUCUUGUCUUGACAGUCCUGUGUCAGUGCAGGUCGUGGCAAUAAUAAGAAAGCUUUGCAUUGAUAGGGAUACAACUACCUGAAAAAUACAAGCACAACUUUGACAUUUUGAGUGAAGUCUCUUUGUUGAAACGUCGACAUUCUCCUUUUAUUUUUCAGGUAGUUUAUCCCUAUUAAUCCAAAGCUAUCUCCAUAUGUUUUAAUCUAUUUAUAUUGUAUUAUUUUCUGUGAUCAUCAAACUGUUUGAAUGGUGUGUAAUUGCAGGCGUACAAAAUUCCUGGCUUUUCUGGGCAGCUUGGGUUCGUCACGUCAAUGAGUGAACAUUUUUGUGGCAGUUGUAAUAGAUUACGGAUCACAGCUGAUGGAAAUCUCAAGGUGAAACAAUUGUUCUACGAGAUGUAUUUUCAUAUCGUGUAUUUUCUAUAAACCGCCGCCCUGGAUGAGUACUAAAUUUUGGAGUGGAGAAGGUGUCACCAGUUGGUAGAGAUUUCAAAAUUUCACUUAGUGAAAAAUCGCUAUAUAUAUAUUUACUGAGAUAAAUUUCACUCGUGUGAUAUCGCAUGAAGCUAUAGCUGGCUCGCAUUUUUAUUGCAGGUUUGUUUAUUUGGCAAUGCUGAAGUGAGUUUACGUGACUUGCUAAGAUCAGGUGCAAGUGAAGACGAGCUUGUUGACGUUAUUUCAGCAGCCGUUCAACGCAAGAAGAAGCAACAUGCGGGUGUGUUCAUUUUUUUCUAUCUUUUCCUUUGUCAAAGCACUUUUCAUUCACAAGUUAAAUUGUCUGGAGUUUGACGGAGUAAUAUACCAAAGUGAAUAUCAGUCAGCAUCAUUGGGGAAAAAUUACGCAUUGGAUCGAUACUUCAUACCAAAGCAUUUUCCUUCGCUUCUUUGAGGCAGAUUUACACUACACAAUUUUUGCCUGAAACUGUCGCAUGCAAACUGCUUACAACUUGAGUUGCACUGUGUAAAUCAAGCACACAACUCACCUACGUCUACGUGACAACGUAAUUAAGUGAGUCGUGUGCUUGAUCAUAGCUGGUCUAUUAAGAUAUGACUGUCUGGAAGCUCGGCAAACUUCAAAGCCACAAAAUAGAAGACCUUUGUGCACAAAUCCUUUGUCUUAACUUCAUUAAAUAUUAUUCAUUGUGGCUGCACAUUUCAUCUCAGCUAUUACUUCAUUAUCUAAAAUACAAUGAGCUCAAUCACUGUGACCGCGCACAAAUUAACAUAAACUCGGACAAAAACAUAUAACAAACAUUUGUGUUUAGUUUCCAUACCACAACUCAAGUUGUAAACUGGUUGCAUGGACAGUUUUAGGCAAAAGUUAACAGUGUGACUUUUAACAUUCCUCAGGCAUUUUGCGGUAGUUAAUUUUUGGACUUCUUUUCUUGAAUCCAGGCAUGUUCAACAUCGCAAAACAGAAAAACCGUCCCAUGAUUCUCAUUGGUGGGUAAAUACAUAGUAGGUAAUCGCUCGCUUGUUUUAUACACAAAUCCCAAGUCAACUUCAGGUUCGAACUCAAAGCAGUAAGGUGGUCUCUUUUUAUUGAUCUUUUCCAGGUCCUGUACAAAGCAAUAUAUCCAAAUUCAAAUUUCAAUACCCAUCGCAUGCCCAAUAUGUGAUGAAUUACCCAAAAUUAUCCCUUUCUCAUAUCCUGGACAUGCUAUAUCACCAAACACGCGAAGAUACAGGUAAAUCUGGCAAUUCGCAAAUAUAUACUACGGGUAACGUGCCAUCUAUAAAGUCAACCGACCAUUUUAGAGUAAAUCCUAUUGACUGUCCCCAAAUAAACAGCUUCGCAAAUACUAUGAUAGAUUUUCGUCAGGGAAAAGAGCCUUCAAAACAACUAAAUGAUUUUGAAGAGAAUUCACAUAAUAGCUAUUUUAUGACUGUAAAUAACACUUGUUCAAAAGUUGAUGGUCUUAGCAGAAAACAGCGUGGUAGUUUCAGCUUCAUGCCGUUUGAAAAGCCACUAAAGAAACCUAAAUGUUUUGAACAGUUUUCAUAUCGAUGUUUCACAACGACUGUAAAUACUAGCACAAAUAACGAAAAGCCAACUGCAGAAAUGUCUUUCCAAAAUGAUGAAAUUGGUGAAGGUUUAACACACGUCAACAAGGAAGGCAAAGCAAACAUGGUUGAUGUCGAAAGCAAAAUGAACACGCUUCGUUACAGCGUUGCUACAGCGAGGGUGAAACUGGGUGAGAAGGCAUUUCAAUUGGUUAAAGACAACAAAAUGAAAAAAGGAGAUGUCGUGAACGUUGCAAAGCUUGCCGGAAUUAUGGCGGCGAAGCAGACAGCCAACUUAAUUCCACUUUGUCAUAAUAUUCCUUUGAUCAGUAUUAAUGUUGAUUUGGAGUUCGAAGAAGCGACACACAGCCUGGUUAUUGAAGGAAAAGUGAAGUGUUUUGGAAAAACUGGUGUUGAAAUGGAAGCACUGACCUCGGUCAGUGUGGCAGCUCUGACUGUCUAUGACAUGUGUAAGGCUGUGUCCGAGGAUAUAGUUAUUACGGAUAUACAACUGAUGGAAAAAGACGGCGGAAAGUCGGGUUAUUUUGUGCGCAAUCCUGGUGAACUCUGA